This is a messenger RNA of Brassica napus (rape), 1260 nucleotides long. RefSeq names its product thylakoid lumenal protein TL20.3, chloroplastic-like. NCBI's taxonomy places the organism in Eukaryota, Viridiplantae, Streptophyta, Magnoliopsida, Brassicales, Brassicaceae. The transcript is spliced from 7 exons. The record is from RefSeq and is a predicted model, not a curated record. Bases 245 to 1084 code for a protein of 279 amino acids.
GGCCUAUGAUCUUGUUAGUUCGGUAGUUCAUCUACCAAAAGAUCCUAUUUUUACUCUGUUUUUGUGUGUUUAUAUUACAAGGCAGAACAGAGUCGAGUAAACUGGUGAAUACAAGUGACAUACGUGUACACAUCUUAGCCCAAUCAAAGUGGAUAAAGGAACUCUUUCACACGUGCGAGAUCAUCUCUUGUGUGAUAAAGCUGAAUGUACCAUUUCUACUCUGCAAAGUUUGAAUCUUUUAACAAUGGCUCUCUCUUCGCUCUCUCCUCUCCCCAUGAAGUCACUUGAAACUUCACGAUCCUCAUCUUCCGUCUCAAGGUCUCUUUACCAUCUUCCGAGACACCCAUUGAGGCGUUUACAGCUAAACUCCCGUUCAAGACCAGAAAGAGAUUCGUCAGAUUCUAGGGAAGAUUGUUGCUCCGGUGGAGAGCCGAAGACGUGGAAGAGGUUUUUAUCUGGAGCUUUAGCAGCGGCGGUGGUAGUCUCGACCUCAGGGUUUCCAGCAAUGGCAGAUCUUAACAAGUUCGAGGCGGAUAUACGUGGCGAGUUUGGGAUUGGAUCAGCUGCUCAGUUCGGUUCUGCUGAUCUCAGUAAAACAGUUCACUCCAAUGAAAAUUUCAGAAGAGCCAACUUCACUUCUGCAGACAUGAGAGAGUCUGACUUCAGUGGUUCGACCUUCAAUGGCGCCUAUCUUGAGAAAGCAGUUGCAUACAAAGCUAACUUCUCAGGUGCUGAUUUGAGUGAUACAUUGAUGGACCGGAUGGUGCUAAACGAGGCGAAUCUGACAAAUGCGAUUCUUGUACGUUCGGUUCUAACACGUAGUGACCUCGGUGGCGCCAAGAUCGAAGGCGCAGACUUUAGUGACGCUGUGAUUGAUCUUCUUCAAAAACAGGCUUUGUGUAAAUAUGCGAACGGGACAAACCCAUUGACUGGAGUGAGCACAAGGAAGAGUCUUGGGUGUGGAAAUAGCAGGAGAAAUGCAUAUGGCUCCCCUUCGUCUCCUUUACUCAGUGCACCACCUCAACGUCUGCUCGGCCGUGAUGGAUUCUGCGAUGAGAAGACCGGUCUUUGUGACGCCUCGUAGUAUCAGUUUGUUAAGAAUUUAAGAACAUGUGUGUGGUUACAAUGCAGAUGUAAUAACAUUUGUUUCUUUAUAUGUUGUCUAACAUUAAUCGUCUACUGUAUGUUAUAGUAUUGAAUUGUAAAUGACCGGAAAGAAAGUGAAUGGAAACACUGAACAAAGGAGAUAAUGAUCGCUUU